UUUAAUUUCUCCUAACUUUUUGCACUUUUUAUGCACGAAGAACUGAUCUUUUUUUAUAAUUUCUUCCUGUUGGAUCGGACGUGAGCUCGCUCGCUGUGAAGCUUACUAUCUUUCUCCCUUUCGCGCACUUCUUCUGCCAAAUCCCGUAAAUCCGCCGAGCUCCAGGAUUUAAUAAAUCCGGUAUUUAUUCCGCCUUGAGAUCUACGGGCUGCAUAAAUCCUGUUUGGCAGGAUUUAGCAUAAAUCCUGCUCAAAUUCUGCAUAAAUCCUGUUGCCAAACAGUCUCUUGAGUAGUUUUUUUUUUCUUUUGACCUUUGCGUAUUGGGCACCCUUCAUAAUCGAAGCAAAAAACAAAGACAUUUUUGCUAAUUUCUUGCAUGUUUUUUAUCAAUGAUCACUGUCUGAAUCUGAGUUCUGGGGAGCUAGCUUCUUUCAUCAAGGUUUCUGUGGCCUUUAUGCGUUUUUUUUUUCAUACAACUAAUCCGUGCUCUAUAUCUUUCUCUUGUAUCUAAAUCAUUCAGAUUCAUUUAUAAAAUUUCCUCUUGCGAAGAUUUAAUACGAUUAUGAUUUCUUUUUCUAUUGACCCAUUGCCUGUUGAAGAAAGCAAGAAUUUUUGUAAUCGCUUCGAGUUGUCUUUUUUUGUAUAUUUUUUUCUUCAUAGUAGUUUCAGUCAACUCUUUUGUGGGAUAUAUAAUUGAGUGAGUUCGCAUAGUUAUGAAGCUUUUUUAUUCCUUGCUUACCUCAAGCAAUCAGUGGAUCAAAAGCUACAAGCCCUAGACAAACAUUACUUCUGAAUGGUUUUCUCGUCUUUAGCCAUUUCAGUUCAAGUUUUUUACUCUGAGUUUUUCAGAGAAAUUUUGAAAGAUGUAUGUGAUUGAAGAUAAAGGAGGAGCAAUUGCUCUGAUGAUUGCUUCCUUGCUGUUUUUGGGCACCUGGCCUGCUGUUUUGACACUUUUGGAGAGAAGAGGUCGUCUUCCUCAACAUACAUACCUGGAUUACUCCAUUACAAAUCUGAUCGCUGCCAUUCUAAUUGCUCUUACAUUUGGCCAAAUUGGAGAUAGCAAACCUAAUCAACCUAAUUUUAUCACUCAGCUUUCCCAGGAUAACUGGCCCUCAGUGUUGUUUGCAAUGGUGGGUGGGAUUGUGCUGAGUCUUGGGAAUCUAUCAACACAAUAUGCAUGGGCCUAUGUUGGCCUUUCAGUAACAGAAGUGAUAACGUGUAGCAUAACAGUGGUAAUAGGAACAACUAUGAAUUAUUUCUUAGAUGGUCGAAUCAAUAAAGCCGAGAUUCUGUUCCCUGGAGUUGGAUGCUUCUUGGUUGCCGUUUGUCUUGGAUCUGCUGUUCAUUCCUCCAAUGCAGCUGAUAAUAAAGAGAAAUUAAGUGGCUCCUCAUGUAACAAACGUGGAAACGCUUGUGCCUGGGGAGAUUACAAGAAUGGAAGCAAAGAACCAAAGAAAGAUGUGGCAAAGGAUGUAGAGAUUGCAACUUAUUCUUCGAACAAGAAGACAGAGAAGUCAAAAGCUGGCACAGCUGAAUACCUUCUAGAACUUGAAGAACAGAGAUCAAUCAAGGUUUUUGGUUCAAACAUGUUUCUAGGGCUGGCCAUUGUGUUCUUUGCUGGCAUUUGCUUCUCACUUUUCUCUCCAGCAUUCAACUUGGCCACAAAUGACCAAUGGCACACCCUAAAGAAGGGAGUGCCCCAUCUUGUGGUCUAUACAGCGUUUUUCUACUUCUCCAGCUCAUGUUUUAUCCUUGCAAUUGCUCUAAAUAUAUGGUUUCUUUACAGGCCCAUUCUUGGGCUACCAAGGUCAUCUUUUAAAGCUUACAUUCAAGAUUGGAACGGGAGGCAAUGGGCUUUUCUAGCAGGUCUUCUUUGUGGAUUUGGAAACGGCUUUCAAUUCAUGGGUGGGCAAGCUGCUGGAUAUGCUGCAGCAGAUGCUGUUCAGGCUUUGCCGCUUGUCAGCACUUUCUGGGGCGUAAUUCUUUUUGGAGAAUACAGGAAAUCAUCCAAGAAAACCUACAUUUUGCUGAUAAGCAUGCUUGUCAUGUUCAUAGUCGCAGUUGCUGUUCUAAUGGCUUCCUCUGGACACAGAAAGUCUUGAUGAUGCUCCCAUCUUCUCUUUUCUAAUAUCUCAAAAUAUAUAAACUACUCUUUUGGUGCAACAGAAUGAAGAACUGAGCUGUUUCUGUCUCUUAUGCUUCUUAAUGAAGCACAUAUGCUCUGCGCUUUUGCUGCAGCACCAGAAUUACUAUUUGGUGGUUGGAAUGGCUUACAAGGCUGCAUUCUCUGGAGCUACAGUUCAAUAUUUCAUAACUUUUGAUUCUUUCCCUUGUCCAAUUCUGCAAAGUGACAGCUUUCCGUCUUGCAAAAAUAUUUAAUAGCUCAGCUAUGUUUGGAAUGAAAAACAAAUUGUAUUGUUCCAGUGUUCUUGUUGAAAUUCACGCACAGCCCCUAUUUUCCUUUGGUCUUCUUUAUCAUGACAAUCAUUGUUGCAGAGGUAUUGGACUUCUAGAAGUUUGGCAACUUCAGUUCUUACAGCCUC
This is a messenger RNA of Dendrobium catenatum, 2543 nucleotides long. Its product is annotated as ureide permease 1. The transcript has 8 exons. Gene Ontology annotation, cellular component: membrane. Gene Ontology annotation, molecular function: uracil:monoatomic cation symporter activity; allantoin:proton symporter activity. The record is from RefSeq and is a predicted model, not a curated record. NCBI's taxonomy places the organism in Eukaryota, Viridiplantae, Streptophyta, Magnoliopsida, Asparagales, Orchidaceae. The coding region runs from base 864 to 2102 and encodes 412 amino acids. Gene Ontology annotation, biological process: nitrogen compound transport.